Molecule: messenger RNA, 1361 nt
Organism: Corythoichthys intestinalis (scribbled pipefish)
Lineage: Eukaryota; Metazoa; Chordata; Actinopteri; Syngnathiformes; Syngnathidae
Product: serum paraoxonase/arylesterase 2-like
Exons: 9
Coding region: 53-1132 (359 amino acids)
Molecular function (GO): arylesterase activity
Source: RefSeq, a predicted model, not a curated record
UUGAAAUCCAAGGGUCAGUUGUCUUUUGGACAGCUUGCUGUGCAGUUUAAUCAUGGAAACAGUGGGCUUCAUCUCAGUGGCUAUUACUUUGUUUUACAUGCUGCAUGGUGAAAGGAUGAUCAAUGCAAGGCAUUCAAUGAAAAUAUAUCUUGGAUCUCGUGAGCCAGUCAACAAUCACCUCCCCAACUGUGUGCUGUUGAAGAACCUAAAUAACGGUUCAGAGGAUAUAACUGUUUUUGGAGAUGGACUGGCACUUAUCAGCUCUGGUUUGAAAUACCCUGGACUGCCAUCCUCUGAUGUUCCUGGGAAGAUUUUCUUCCUUAAUCUGAAAAAGUCUGACAUGGAACCAAUGGAGCUGCCCAUAUCGGGGAAGCUUGACCUGGAGACGUUCAACCCUCAUGGCAUCAGUGUCUACACAAGUCCAGCUAAUGGCACGGUGUACUUGUUUGUUGUGAAUCAUCCUCAACAUAAAAGCCAAGUAGAGCUGUUUAAAUUUGAUGAAGCGGGAUUGUCUCUACUGCAUCUAAACACCUUCAAACAUAGACUUCUUCACAGUGUGAAUAAUAUUGUGGCUGUAGGAGUGGAUCGUUUUUAUGCCACCAAUGACCAUCAUUUUCCAGAUGAACUCCUGAAAACUACUGUGGAGCCUCUUCUGGGUCAACCCUUGACUAAUGUUGUGUAUUACAGCACAGAGGAGGUCAAAGUGGUCUCAGAGGGCUAUUACAUGGCAAAUGGCAUAAACAUCUCACCAGACCAAAGGCAUAUAUAUGUGGCGGAUAUACUUGAUCAUAAAGUACAUGUAUUGGAGCGGAAAACCGACAAUGCAUUGGUUUCUGUGAAGUCUGUGUCUGUGGGUUCAUUUUGUGACAAUAUCGAAGUCGACCCGAAAACAGGUGACCUGUGGUUAGGUUCCCUCCCUAACAUAUGGAAAAUGUUCCAGUUUGACCCAAAAAAUCCACCUGGAUCAGAGGUCAUCCGCAUCCAGAACAUUCUCUCGGAAGAACCAGUAGUUACGCAGGUGUACGCCGAUGAUGGUCAUGUGAUUAUGGGCUCAUCUGUUGCUACCGUCUAUGGAAGAAAACUAUUAAUUGGAACUGUGUUUCAUAAAACUUUAUGCUGUGAUUUAGAUUAGGGUGAAGACUGAAGUCAUUCAAUCAUAAAUUGAGGCAAAUAAUUUAAUAAAUGGAAAUUUCAACAAUUACAUGUAUGAAUUUAAUUCUGCCUUUAAACAUGUAUUUUACAAACACUGGUUACGGAUUUGCCAAAUGAUUUGCAAAUACCAAAUAAAGAAAAAGCAAAUAAAGUGUGAUUGCAAUUAAAGUCCUAUGAAUUACUUGGCAAUGAAAUGUAUUGAUACUUUA